Molecule: messenger RNA, 1976 nt
Organism: Magallana angulata
Lineage: Eukaryota; Metazoa; Mollusca; Bivalvia; Ostreida; Ostreidae
Exons: 12
Coding region: 1-1665 (554 amino acids)
Molecular function (GO): carbohydrate binding; galactoside binding
Source: RefSeq, a predicted model, not a curated record
AUGAAAAUUCGAGAGGUCGGAAAAACGAAGGACAUCGCCAAGGUUUAUGAGAUUCCGGAAGGUCUUUCUCCAGGCUUGCAGAUUAUAGUGAGGGGUCGAGUUCCAUGGGAGACGAAAGAAUUCGCCAUCAAUAUUUCCGAUAAAAAGGAGGGUGGAGACAUUUUAUUACAUCUGAAACCUCGACCGACAGAGGGCAUUUGCGUACGAAACUCUUUCAUUGGUGGAAACUGGGGGGAAGAAGAAAAAUGGCAGCCGGAUUUUCCUUUUACAAAUGGAAAAUCUUUCACUCUGAAGAUCGAAGUAACAAAAGAUGCCUUUCGAACACUGGUCAAUGGAAAGAUGUUUGCUGAUUUUAAACACAGAACAGACUUGAGGAAGGGCAAGUUUCUUGUUCUGCGUGAAGGGGCUGAAUACUCUGCUGUUACAUAUCAACAAAGGACCUUAAUUCCGUUAACUUCAAAACUUCCCCGCGGAUUGAAGGUUGGAAAGACAAUCAGAAUCCGAGGCAUGUGCUCUGGACAAGACGGGUUUUCGAUCAGUUUCGUGGACGACAAAGGAAACAUAUACUUUCAAUUCCACCCCUGCCCUCAGGAGAAGUGUGUGAUUAAAAAUGCUUGUUUUAAUGGUAACUGGGGAAAAGAAGAAAGAAAGUUUGUACCAAAGUUCCCCUUCCUUCCAAUGCAGUACUUUGAGGCUUCGUUUGUCCUCAUGGAAGAUAAAUUUACAGUGUUCGUGAACGAUGAGCACUUUGAAGAUUUCACAUACCGAGGGGACCCUGAGAACAUUUCUACUCUGAAUAUCAAGGGCAGAGUAAAUAUUCAAGAAACAGAGUAUUUGGGAUCUAUGCUUUCUCUGAUGGAAGUAGAAUCUGGUCUUGAACCUGGAGACAUCUUCGUUCUAAAUGGAAUUGUUGAUAAGAAAGGAGACCCUUUCGCUGUGAACUUUCUGAACGGACAAUCAAUGGAUGGAGACAUCGCUUUACACCUUAAUCCUCGGGCGCAAAGUCGUGACAUCUUCUUGAACAGCAAAAAAGCAGGCAAAUGGCAAACUGAGGAAAAGGUUGAUAUACCGGAUGCUCUAAGUAGCGGAAAACCGUUUCGAAUCAGAGUAGAAACUAAAAAAAAGAAAUUCAAGAUCUUUGUGAAUGGCAAACCGUUAACCAAAUAUAAAGUACGGGGAUCCAUUGAAGACAUCAAAGCUGUUAACGUGUCUGGCAAAGUAUUCAUAUUGGAGACACUUCUGAUGAAGAGAUUGGCUAAGCCUGCUACGGAACCGUUACCGGGAGGAAUACAGUCGGGGAGCUGGGUAACCCUACAGGCAAUUCCAAAAAAGAACUGGAGACAAUUUGUUAUCAACGUUGAAUGCGGUGAGAGGGAGAAAAAAGAUAUUGCUUUCCAUUUCAAAGUUCGCAAAGGCGACCGUAAAGUGUUUCGAAAUUCCUGUCAAAAUGAUAAAUGGGGCAAGGAGGAAAGCGAAACCCCAUGUUUUCCUUUCGACUUUGGGCACAUUUCUGAGAUUGUCUUCUACGUCGAUAAAGAAAAAAUAAUGACCUUUGUCAAUGGUCAAUCGUUUAUUGAAUUCAAACAUCGCCUGCCUUUGGAGAGAAUUACACAUCUGUUCAUGGAUGGAGACUGCAAUUUCUACGAACCGGAAGUAUUGGUUUAAGAACACUUAUGACGUCAGUUAUGACGCCAGAGAGCAUCUGCUUCUUGUCUUUGAAAUAAAAGUCAAUGUAAAAACCGUUAGAGUGUAAUCUGCGAUGUAUAUACGAAUGUAUUUUUGUGGUCUACGUUAUAUACGGCCAUGUACAUCAUUUAAUUAGUCUCCUUUGUCGCUGUCAGUUGUCUACUACAUGGAAAGGAAAAUAUUUCACACAUAUUUAUCCCUUCUACUGCACAAUUACAGAUGUCGAUGUCCUUUUGCAUGAUCCAAUGUACAUGUACCUUGAACACUAUUAGCAACUUUAUUAUCUCAUA